Molecule: messenger RNA, 1454 nt
Organism: Polyodon spathula (Mississippi paddlefish)
Lineage: Eukaryota; Metazoa; Chordata; Actinopteri; Acipenseriformes; Polyodontidae
Gene: cdca8
Product: cell division cycle associated 8
Exons: 10
Coding region: 9-857 (282 amino acids)
Biological process (GO): mitotic sister chromatid segregation
Cellular component (GO): chromosome passenger complex; chromosome, centromeric region; spindle midzone
Source: RefSeq, a predicted model, not a curated record
CUGACGUCAUGAGGGCUACAAGGAAGAGAGCAACUGCCAGAGGGCGUAAAAAAACUGUAAAAAGUGACAAGCUGGAAGCUUUCCUCAAAGACUUUGAUAGUGAAGUUAAGGCUAUUGUGGAAAGACUAAAAUCAAGGGCCAGCAGUCUCCUGAAAGAAGCUGAUAACUUUUACAACCUUGCCAUCAUCAAGCUUCCUGUGACCGUCAGAAAAAUGAAGUGGAUGGAUUAUUUUGCUGCAGGAGGAAACUUAAAAGCCUUAGAAGCAGUAGCAAAGACUGAGCUGGACCUCUCAGAAGUAACAAACAAUGCUGCUGAAGUUAAGAAGCCACCAAAAUCAACACUAAAAGCAGAUAAAAAGAAGGUUAGCACAGAAACAAUUUCAGAAGAGACAGAAAAUAUUCCACCAAUCAAGACAACCACUAAAAAGGGUAAAGCAACAACCAAAAAGGUUCCUCCAUCAACCAGAAAGCCCAGGGCUCUUUCUGUAAACCAAGCAGGUAGUGGCAUUAGAAAGUCUACCAGGAAAGUUUGCGCAACUCCAGCUGUAAAUGCACUGGAUUCAUCUUUUAUGGGACCCACACCCCUUAUUACUCCAAGGUUUAAUUCAAGACUUCCAAAAACUCCAGCAGUACGUAACCCAAGGCACAGAGAGCGUGUUUAUAGCAUUUCGGUGAAUGGCAGUCCAAUUGCUGGGAACAAUGAUCUUUUAAUUAAUAUACCAAUUGGAAAUGGAGAGAGUAUGCAGAUAUUAGCAAGUGAAAUGAAUGAGACUGAUCUGAGUCAGUUUGAUGAACAUGCAGUGCAGAAAAUUAAGUUGCUCUUGAGUCGUCUUUCUACUAUGUGUGGCAAGUCGUAGGCUCAAAGAUGAAGCUGAUGGCAUUUUAUUUUGUCCACUUGCAUUCUGACUCUUGCUCCCAGUAUUUUUCUUUAACUUUUUACUUUACAGUUGAAACUGCUUAAUUGCAUACAAUUUAUUGACAUUUAUUUAUUCUCUGACGCUGCUUUGUUACACACCACAAUCCGCUUCAUGUCCCAUCUUUAAGUGUCAUUUUUGUACACAGGAAUUUUUCUGUCAGGUGUCAACAUUUGUAAAAUAUUCAAGAUGACACCAAUAUCUAAAACUGGCUUGAGGAGGUGAUUAUUAUUAUUAAAACCUGUCAAGUUUACAUACCUGUGUUUCAUAAGCUUCAAUUGCAAUUGCUGUACCUUGCGUUAAAUUGAGUGAAUAGUAUGUCUAGUAAUUGAAUUUCUCUUAAGCUGCAUCUUCUGUAUUUUGUAAAUGAGUAAUACAAAGUAGCUCUGCAUUCCUUAUAUCCAAGGUGAUUUCUUUAUGAAACACCAGAUCAUUUUUAUUUUCUUAUUCAGUAUGUUUCAUUUGAUGAUGAUUAUUGUAAAUAUUAUGUUUAGUGACAACAGUAAGCUACUGGUUUUAAAUAAAUGGUUUCUAUCUGUA